AUGAGGAAUAGAGGUAUGCCUACACGAACCCGUAAUAAUAUGCAGUUCAGGUACAAUUUGAGAGCUAGAGUUCCUGAUCAAGUUAAAAAAAUGCGAAAAUUAUUUGGACUAAGUGAUACCAUAUGCCAUGACAAUCUCAGAAUGAAUAGAGACACAUUUAACAGACUAUGUUACAUUUUCGAAAAUGUUGGAGGUAUACGUGCUACUAGAAAUGUCCUGGUUCCCGAACAAGUUGCCAUUUUCCUUCAUGUGUUAGGCCACCAUAGCAUCCACUUUAACAAUGUCUUAGAAGCAGUCCUUAUGUUGCAUUCGAUUCUUUUGGUCACACCAAAACCGGGAUGUCUAGGAGCACUAGAUGGGACUUACAUUGAGGUUCGGGUCCCCAAAAUUGAUAAGCCUAGGUAUAGAAAUCGGAAAGGUGAUAUUUCGGUGAACGUACUAGCUGUAUGUGACCAUAGCAUGAAUUUCAUAUAUGUAUUGAGCGAUUGGGAGAGUUCUGCCGCUGAUAGCAGAAUAUUGCAUGAUGGGGUUGCAAGACCUAAUGGGCUUAGGGUUCCAAACGGCAAAUACUAUUUGGUACACGGCGGCUAUACUAAUGAGAAUGAAUUUUUCAACAUGAAGCAUGCAAAGGCUCGUAAAGCUGUAGAAAUGGAGUUUGGUAUUCUCAAAUCCAGAUGGGGAAUACUUAGAAGUCCAGAAUAUUAUCCGAUUAAGGCCCAAAACCGAAUUAUAAUGGCAUGUUGUCUCAUUGACAACUUCAUACGUGCAAACGUUGAUGUUGACCCCGAGAGGCAAAUGUCCCUGAGCCUGAUAUUAAUGGACCCAUCCCACCACCUCCAUAAUUUAUUGAUGUUGUGGCUAGUUCUGAAGCUUGGACUAAUUGGAGAGAUGCUAUUGUAA
Molecule: messenger RNA, 900 nt
Organism: Erythranthe guttata (spotted monkey flower)
Lineage: Eukaryota; Viridiplantae; Streptophyta; Magnoliopsida; Lamiales; Phrymaceae
Source: RefSeq, a predicted model, not a curated record